UCUCCACUGUGUUGCAUCUGUCUGCCUCGCUGCUGCUGCUGCUGCUGCUGCUUGUGUGUCGGAGUGUGUGUAUGUGUGUGUAUAUGUGUGUGUGUGCUGUGUAAAAACCCAGUCGAGCCGGUGGCAGAGCUACAGAGACACGGGGGAAGGAAGGAAGGAAAAAGCAUCUGAGAAAAGGCAGAAGGAAAGCGGGAGUGGGAGACAGCGAUGAAGCCCAUCCAGGCUCUGUGCUUGCUGCUGCUCUGUCCGGCUCUGAGCCUCCACAGCAGACAAAACUACGAUGGGCUGGAAAAGAAGCUGAAAGAAGUGUUCAGUGAACGCAGCAGCAUCCUGCACCAGCUCUCCAAGACGUCAAAAGAGUUGGACAGCAUAAAAGGCAACCUUCAGUCGCUGAAAAAUGACGACUCAGUGGCAAAGAAGGACGUGCAGAGGAUCCUGGAGUUGAGCCACAAACAGAGGGAGGAGAUGAAGUCCCUCCAGGCGGCGUUGCAGAAGCAGCUGGACGAGGCCAAUGACAGAGCAGAGAAACAACAGGCCACGAUCAAAUUUCUGAAGGUGGAGAUGGAGAAAAAAACCAAAAUCAUCAAGGAUUUACAGCAGGAGAACAAGAGCUUGAAAAACAAACUCCUUUCCGGAAACAAACUUUGUGACGCCUAUGCUGAAGAGUCCAAAAAAAUCCAGGCUCAACUGAAAGAACUGCGGUACGGGAAAAAGGAUUUAAUUUUUAAGUCAUGUCUUUGUGCAGGACAGCAGCUAAUGGACCUGGAGCACAAGUUAACUAUAGCCAAGGAGGAGCUGGAGAAGACGGCACUGGAUAAGGAGUCUCAGCUGAAGGCGCUGAAGGACACCGUUCACAUCUGCUUCUCCGCCGUCCUGCACAACCAGCCGGGCAGCGCCCACAGGUUUCCCCACGUCCCCCUCCCACCUGUUCAGAUACUAUCACUCAUCAACAGCUCCAGAGUCACCUUUCAGCAGCCACAUGCCAAGAAUAUUUCCAAAGUACAAAAAACAGUUUACAUUGACUGGAUUUAA
This is a messenger RNA of Sphaeramia orbicularis (orbiculate cardinalfish), 1032 nucleotides long. RefSeq names its product leucine zipper protein 2-like. Lineage: Eukaryota; Metazoa; Chordata; Actinopteri; Kurtiformes; Apogonidae. The record is from RefSeq and is a predicted model, not a curated record.